Messenger RNA from Schistocerca nitens (vagrant locust), 1122 nucleotides. RefSeq lists its product as uncharacterized. The coding region runs from base 1 to 1122 and encodes 373 amino acids. NCBI's taxonomy places the organism in Eukaryota, Metazoa, Arthropoda, Insecta, Orthoptera, Acrididae. The transcript has 3 exons. The record is from RefSeq and is a predicted model, not a curated record.
AUGCCGCCACUCGCAGGCGUCGCCGGAGCGCGGGGCUGGCCACCCCUGCCGCUGCGCAACGGACUGCCGCCGACACUCCACCGCGGCAGCAGCCGGCAACUCGUGCUGCGCCGCCACUGGAACUGGAUGCCGAUGUUCCACGGCAGUCGCCUUCUACGGAGCGGUCGCAACGAGCCGCCCCCGCAGCGGAGACCGCCCCAGCGGUCUCCGCCGCCCCCUCGGCUCCCGACGCAGCUGAGUGGCCGAGCGUUCAUUCUUACGAACAAGCUCGCUCACGAGAGCUCCUACCUUGGCCGAGAAGAUAAUGAAGCGGCCAUACUCGCCUUCUGUACCAUUUUGAAGGCUGCUGCACUACCGCACAAGAGACAGCAAGAGUCGCGUGUGCCACCGAGAGCCUCGCCGGCCGCACUGCAAGAGAUUGCUGCCCCGGCGGUGGCGGCCUCGGCGGGUGUUGCGCCGCUGGACUCGACCACUCGAGAGGUCGAUGUGGCCCAGGUUGCCCCUCUGGCCCCAGAGACACAGGAAGAGCCGGCGGCUGCGCUAGUUGAUGCCCCGUCCUGCGCUAGGAGAAACCCGGCGGUCUGGACGGGGGCACAGUCUGCUGCAGAUACCACCGAGGUGGACGCCAUCGAACUGCCGGACGGAAAUCUUGCUGAGGCUUUUUCCGGGGCAUCGACCCUGACGAUGCCCGCUCGCCCAGAAAGCGCCGGGCUGCCGCGGAAGAAGGCGUCUAGGGCCUCCCGCGCCUCCACCACAGAGGCUGUGAAGACGGUCGCGGGCUCCUCCCGGAGCACCGCCGAGCCGAGACCGACAACGAAGACGCAGCCACCCCCUCGCUCGCCUGCUGCCUCCCGGCAGCCUGAUGCGGACGGCUCUGUUGCCCCACCCAGGCGGGGCACCGCCAGGGCUGAUGCGCUGCAGCAAACGCAGCCGCUGCCGACCGCCAACGCAUUUACAGGCGCCAGUGUAGACGUCGUCCCAUUGGACGGCGACGCGCCUCUGCCGCCGCCCCAGAACGAGCCGCCGCCCCCUCCGCUUAUCGUCGUCCAAUGGGACGGCGUCUACAAGGAUUUCCAGCAAAAAUUUGACAGGGUGGUUACGUCCUCUUCAAGGUCACAGUGA